Leptinotarsa decemlineata (Colorado potato beetle) is the source of this 892-nucleotide messenger RNA. RefSeq names its product ENAH actin regulator enabled (gene ena). Gene Ontology annotation, biological process: intracellular transport. Lineage: Eukaryota; Metazoa; Arthropoda; Insecta; Coleoptera; Chrysomelidae. Gene Ontology annotation, molecular function: SH3 domain binding. The record is from RefSeq and is a predicted model, not a curated record.
UGAACAAUCCAUUGCAAGUGCUAGGGCAAGUGUGAUGAUAUAUGAUGAUAUAAAUAAAAAAUGGGUACCAUCGGGAUCGUCUUCAGGUCUUUCAAAGGUUCAUAUAUAUCAGCAUACGGUGCACCAGACGUUUCGGGUGGUUGGAAGAAAGCUUCAAGACCAUGAGGUUGUCAUCAACUGUGCCAUUCUAAAAGGACUGAAAUACAAUCAAGCCACAUCCACGUUCCAUCAGUGGCGAGACAAUAAGCAAGUUUAUGGUUUGAAUUUCAGUUCCAAGGAAGACGCGGAUUGUUUUGCCAGGGCGAUGUUUCAUUCAUUAGAAGUACUUAGCAACGUAGUUAGGCAUACUGCUCCAUCCCAAUAUGCACCACCCACCCCGCAAGUUCAGCAAAUUCCUCAACAACAACAGCAGCAGCAGCCCCCUCCCCAGAUUCAGAUGCAACAGCAGCAUCAGCCGCCGCAGCCCCCUCAGAUGCCUCUGCAGGCCCAGUACGACGAAGACAUGGGAUAUCGCACAAUGACCCGAGAAGACGUAGCCAUUCUCCAAGAAAGGAGGAUAUCGACCAACGUGAUAUCUCCCCAGCCCACGUCGCCCAUGACUCCGCAACAAAACAACGUGCCUGUGCCCCCCGUGAUGCCCCACGGAGCUCCCAGUCCGGUAUCACCUCCUCAGAUGGCUCCAGCUAGUCAACCCGGGCAUCAGCGCGCUGUGAGCGGUCCUCCAGCUCCUCCCCCACCUCCUGGACCUCCGGGGCCGCCGGUUGCGGCCGCAGCACCUCCGCCGCCACCUCCUCCCCCUAUGAAUAUGUCUAGGUCGCAAAGUAGCGACGGUGGAGAGGUUAAUUCUUUGGCUGCGCAAUUGCAGAAUGCGAGACUCAAAAGGAAUAGUAAG